Dentiscutata heterogama is the source of this 273-nucleotide messenger RNA. The record is from the annotation of a GenBank genome assembly. NCBI's taxonomy places the organism in Eukaryota, Fungi, Glomeromycota, Glomeromycetes, Diversisporales, Gigasporaceae.
CUUACAAAACCUUGUGCUGUUAAAGAUUGUACUAAUACAGUUAAAUCUUUUAGAAAUGUAACUAAAGAACUUAAAACUAAAAUUGAUCAAUAUUUUGAUUUACAAUAUAAUUAUUUAAAAGUUAAUCAAGAUCAAAUUUGUUUUGGACUUAUUUUAAAUGAUAUAUUAGUUAAUGAUAUUGAUUAUUUAAAAUUUUAUGAAGAACAACAAUAUAUUGAUUUGGAUUAUAAUAAUUUUUCAGAUAUAACUACAAAAAUUAUUGAUGAUGGUUGA